This is a messenger RNA of Lagenorhynchus albirostris (white-beaked dolphin), 1936 nucleotides long. RefSeq names its product acyloxyacyl hydrolase (gene AOAH). Gene Ontology annotation, molecular function: acyloxyacyl hydrolase activity; calcium ion binding. The record is from RefSeq and is a predicted model, not a curated record. The transcript is spliced from 22 exons. Gene Ontology annotation, biological process: lipopolysaccharide catabolic process; negative regulation of inflammatory response. NCBI's taxonomy places the organism in Eukaryota, Metazoa, Chordata, Mammalia, Artiodactyla, Delphinidae. The coding region runs from base 60 to 1781 and encodes 573 amino acids.
CAGAUUUUACAGUAUCUCCUGUCACCCAGGCUGGUGUCUUCUGGUGCAGUAGCUCCGAGAUGAAGCCACCCUGGAAAAUCCUUAUGGCCACUCCUCUGUUCUUUCUCCUGACCCUUCACACCUUGGCCUCUCCAGCCUAUGACCACCAGCCCAGCACCAGACGCUCCAAAGUCUGUAUAGGGUGUGUGCUGGUGGUGUCUGUGAUUGAACAGCUUGCUCAAGUUCACAACUCAACGGUCCAGACCUCAAUGGAGAGACUGUGCAGCUACUUGCCUGAAAAACUGUUCUUGAAGACCACCUGCUAUUUAGUGGUAGGCAUAUUUGGACCAGACAUCAUAAAACUGCUCAGAGCGGAUGUAAAUGCUGAUGUGGUGUGUCACACCCUGGAGUUUUGUAAACAGGACCCUGGCCAACCCUUGUGUCACCUCUAUCCCCUUCCCAAGGAGACGUGGAAAUUGACACUAGAGAAGGCAAGACAGAUUGUCAAGAAAUCCCCAACUCUGACAUAUUCCAGAAGUGGUUCUGAUAUUUGUUCACUCCCAUUUUUGGCCAAGAUCUGUCAGAAGAUUAAAUUGGCUAUACAAAGUUCUUUACCAUUCAAAGAUGCAGAUUCAGACAAAUACAGUGUUUUCCCAACACUGCGGGGCUCUCACUGGCGAGGGAGAGACUGUAACGACAGCAACAAGAUGGCAUACCCAGGCAGAAGGCCAGACAACUGGGAUACACAUCAGGAUUCAAACUGUAAUGGCAUUUGGGGUGUUGAUCCAAAAGAUGGAAUUCCAUACGAGAAGAAAUUCUGUGAAGGUUCACAGCCCAGGGGAAUCAUUUUGCUGGGAGACUCAGCUGGGGCUCAUUUUCACAUCCCCCCCGAAUGGAUCACAGCUUCACAGAUGUCUUUGAAAUCCUUCUUCAAUUUACCAACAGCUCUUACCAAUGAGCUCGACUGGCCCCAACUCUCUGGCACUACUGGAUUUCUGGACUCCACUAGCGGGUAUGUAGUUAACUCUAUUUACCUUCGUUUACGGAAAAGAAACCACUGCAAUCACAGGGACUACCAGAACAUUUCAAGAAAUGGUGCAUCUUCCCAAAGCCUGGAGAGAUUUAUAGAAAGUUUGUCUAGGAACCAGCUGUUGGACCAACCAGCCAUUGUCAUAUACGCCAUGAUUGGAAAUGAUGUCUGCAACGGGAAGAGUGAUCCCGUCCCAGGAAUGACCACUCCUGAAAAAUUGUACUCAAAGGUCAUGCAGACUCUGCAGUAUCUAGAUUCUCACCUGCCAAAUGGCAGCAAUGUUAUUUUAUACGGCUUACCAGAUGGAACCUUUCUCUGGGAUAAUUUGCACAGCAGAUAUCAUCCUCUCGGCCAGCUGAACAAGGACGUGACCUACGCGCAUCUCUACUCCUUCCUGAGCUGUCUCCAGGUCAGCCCCUGCCACGGCUGGAUGUCUUCCAAUAAAACGCUCCGGACUCUCACUUCAGAGAGAGCAGAACAACUCUCCAAUAUGCUGAAAAAAAUUGCAACCAGCCAGAAAUUUACGAACUUCAAUCUUUUCUACAUGGAUUUUGACUUCCAAGAAAUCACGGAGGAGUGGCAGAAGAGCGGAGGGCAGCCCUGGCAGCUCAUUGAACCCGUGGAUGGAUUCCACCCUAGUGAGGUGGCUUUACAGCUGUUGGCAGAUCGCUUCUGGAAGAAGGUGCAGCUCCAGUGGCCCCAGGUCCUGGGAAAGGAGAAUCCAUUCAACCUCCAGAUUGAGCAGGUGUUUGGAGACCAAGGGGGGCACUAAGUCCUCAGGGACACCUGCUCCUGGGGAGCUCAGGAAGGCAGAAACUUGGGUAAACUCAUUCAAGAAACGGUUAUGGGAGCAGCUGUGUCACAAGCUCACAGGCCCCUCUUCAGCAGGAUCUUUGCAAAGUGCUUUUCUCCCACUUAAAAGCCUAG